This is a messenger RNA of Soboliphyme baturini, 1191 nucleotides long. The record is from the annotation of a GenBank genome assembly. NCBI's taxonomy places the organism in Eukaryota, Metazoa, Nematoda, Enoplea, Dioctophymatida, Soboliphymatidae.
AUGGCUUUAAGCAAAGGCAUAUUCAUCGUUGGUGCCAAACGUACCCCUUUCGGUGUGCUUGGAGGAAAGCUAAAAAAUUUCACCGCCACCGAUCUGGGGGUCAUAGCUGCACAAGCUGCCAUAAAAGCAGCCGGAAUUGACCCAAGACACGUCGACACGGUCAUCUUUGGAAACGUAAUUCAGUCAUCAAAGGAUGCCGCCUAUCUGGCUCGCCACGUAGCUCUGCGGUCAGGGUUGCCCCAGCAUGUGCCAUGCUUAACCGUCAACCGUUUGUGCGGCUCCGGCUUUCAGUCCGUGGUCAACGCGGCUCAUGAGCUUCUUUUGGGUGAAGCACAUAUCGCCCUCGCUGGUGGCACUGAAUGCAUGAGUCAGGCUCCUUUCGUGGUUCGAGAUGUGCGCUUCGGUACAAAAUUUGGCCAAGUGUAUGAGUUUGAAGAUACGCUUUUCCAAGGUCUCACUGACAGCUAUCCUCAACUAUCGAUGGCGCUCACGGCCGAAAACCUUGGUGCAAAGUAUAACAUUUCGCGGUCUGACUGCGACAACUUUGCUCUUAGGUCUCAAACUCGCUUUCAUCUCGCUCAAAACCAGGGCGCCUUUCACCAGGAAAUCGUCCCCGUGAAGGUUCGUGGAAAGAAAGGGGAAGAAAUGUUCGCUAUUGACGAACACCCUCGUGAAACGAGCUUGGAGCAAUUGGCCAAAUUAAAACCCUUGUUCAAGAAGGAUGGGCUGGUAACGGCAGGCACUGCUUCAGGCAUCAACGACGGCGCCGGCAGUAUAGUGCUGGCAACGGAACCCGCCAUCAAAGAACAUCGCCUGACUCCUCUCACUCGCUUGGUUGACUGGUUCGUGUGUGGAUGCGACCCGUCCAUUAUGGGUAUUGGACCGGUUCACGCCAUCCGCGGACUCUUGAAAAAGACCAAGAUGGAGCUGGACAAAAUAGAUCUGAUUGAGGUUAACGAAGCGUUCUCUGCGCAAUAUCUUGCGGUUGAGAAGGAACUGAAUUUGGACCCGAACAAAACUAACAUUAAUGGAGGCGCCAUCGCUGUUGGACACCCGUUAGCUGCUUCGGGCAGUCGUAUUAUUGCUCACUUGGUUUUUGAAAUGAAACGCAAAAACGCUAAAUACGCGAUUGGAUCAGCAUGCAUUGGCGGUGGUCAAGGGAUCGCACUUCUGGUAGAAAAUAUCGAGUGA